Molecule: messenger RNA, 4299 nt
Organism: Calypte anna (Anna's hummingbird)
Lineage: Eukaryota; Metazoa; Chordata; Aves; Apodiformes; Trochilidae
Gene: STARD8
Product: StAR related lipid transfer domain containing 8
Exons: 15
Coding region: 125-3322 (1065 amino acids)
Biological process (GO): regulation of Rho protein signal transduction; actin cytoskeleton organization; signal transduction
Molecular function (GO): lipid binding; GTPase activator activity
Source: RefSeq, a predicted model, not a curated record
CCCUCCCUGCCUGCCCCAGCUCCCGCAGCAGCCAUGGGGGUGCCGUGGGGGUCCCUGCCCAGGGCAGGGGGCUGUGCAGUGCUCUAGGGGGGGGGCUCCGUGCCUGCCCCCCGCCCACCCCAUCAUGCCCUUGCUGGAUUUCUUCUGGGCUUGCUUCCGAAGAGCCAAGAGUUUCACGUUGCUAGAAGAUAAGAAAGAUGCAGAAACUGAGGCCAGGAAAGCUUGUGAGUGGCUGCGGGCAGCAGGAUUCCCUCAGUAUGCCCAGCUCUAUGAAGACUCGUUGUUCCCUCUCGACAUCGGUGCUGUGAAGAAGGACCACAGCUUCCUGGACCAGGACUCCCUCAAAUCCCUGUGCAGGAGGCUGAUGACCCUGAACACGUGUGCCUCCAUGAAGCUGGAAGUCCACUUUCAGCAUAAACAGAAUGAAGACUCUGAGGAGGAAGACCUGUGUGCCAUCAGCAACCGGUGGGCUUUCCAGAGGGACAGCAAGAGGUGGUCCCGGGUGGGGUCCGUCGAUGUCCUCUCCCAGAGCUCUGAGGUCCUGAGCUCCAGCAUGCGGCCGGCGUCCAGCCACGAGAGCAUCCUCACAGACCUCAGCACCAACCCUGAGGCCGUGUCCCUGCACAGCAGCAGCAGCACAGGUGGCACGUUGGGCACUGGGGUCACACUACCUGUCCCCCUGUCCCCUCCCCGUCCCAUCGCUGCCUCCAGCCGCAGCUUGAGCGAGCGCUCCGAGCCGGAGCAGCCCCCGAGCCACGGCCAGGGCUCCAAGGAGAAGCUGAAGAAGCGAAGAUCUCGCAGCUUCCUGAAGAGGAUCGAGUCGCUCCGAAGGAAGGACAAGGAGAAAGCCAGCCCAGAUGAGAAGGUGGCCCCACAGGACAGCAUCUCGGCCACACCAGGAUGGGGCUCCCUGAAGGCGAACGUGGCGGCCACCAAGGCCGGCUCCCCCAAAAGAGGGGCAUCUGCCUCUUUCCAUGGCAAAAAACACUUCUUCUCGGUAUCCUACAGGACUAACCGCCUGCUGGGCUCAGGCAGGAGCAAGGGGAGCUCUGACUCCCGGCGUGGUGGGGUUUACCUGGAAGACUAUGGGGGGGCUGUGGCCAGUGGGGGCAGCUGGGCUGCAGGAGUCUGCCAGCGCCGGGGGGACUGCCGUGUCUACAUCCCCCGGGACCACAAACCAGGCACCUUCCCCAAAUCUCUUUCCAUCGAGAGCUUGUGUCCCUUGGGAGGCGGCUCCCUGGCCCACUGGAAAUCGGGGAAGGCGGCGGUGGGUCUGGGGGGUGGCAGCAGCAGCAGCGUUGGGGGCUUCUCCUGCCGCCGGGGCUCCUGCAGCUCGCUGGGCAGCCGGGUCAGUGUGUAUGACAACGUGCCCGAGUUCGGCAGCAGCGAGGACUUCUGCAAGGAGGACGAGGAGGUGACCUACGAGAACCUGGAUGACAUCCUGCAGCACAUGUGGGGGCUGCAGCAGAAGGUGGAGCUCUGGUAUAAAGCCAUCUCCCCGGACCUGGCUGGGGAGGAGCGGGGCGAGGAGGAGGAUGAGGAUGAUGAUGAGGAGUCAGACUCGGGAGGGGAACCCUCCAACCUGCACUUUGAGGAGCGGUCCAUGUCGGAUGUCGGCACCUCUGCCAGCGACUUCGACAGCACGGGCAACUCCCUCAACGAGGCCGAGGAGAUGGAGAUGCGGGAGCGCCGGGACUCCGGGGUGGGAGCGUCGCUCACCAGGCCCUGCAGAAAGCUGCGCUGGCACAGUUUCCAGAACUCGCACCGGCCCAGCCUGAACUCUGCCUCCCUGGAGAUCAAUCGCCAGUCCUCUGCCCAGCUCAACCUGCUCCAGAAGUGCUCCCUGCUCCGCCUCACGGCCAUCAUGGAGAAGUACUCCGUGCCCCACAAGCAAGCCUGGACGUGGACUGUGCCCAAGUUCAUGAAGCGCAGUAAAGUCCCCGACUACAGGGACAAGGCUGUUUUUGGGGUGCCCCCCAUCAUCAACGUGCAGCGGACGGGGCAGCCGCUGCCGCAGAGCAUCCAGCAGGCCAUGCGCUACCUCCGCAGCCGCUGCCUCGACCAGGUCGGCAUCUUCCGUAAGUCAGGGGUGAAGUCCCGGAUCCAGGCUCUGCGGCACAUGAAUGAAACCAGCCCCGAGCACGUCAGCUACGAGGGGCAGUCUGCCUACGACGUGGCUGAUCUGCUGAAGCAGUAUUUCCGUGACCUCCCGGAGCCCAUCUUCACCACCAAGCUGACAGACACCUUCCUGCAGAUCUACCAGUACGUGUCCAAGGAGCAGCGGCUGCAGGCGGUGCAGGCAGCAGUGAUCCUGAUGCCAGAUGAGAACAGGGAGGUGCUGCAGACACUGCUCUACUUCCUGAGUGACAUCGCCUCUGCCGAGGAGAACCAGAUGACUGCAGGGAACCUGGCUGUCUGCCUGGCCCCCUCCAUCUUCCAUCUCAACGUGUCCAAGAAGGAGAGCACCUCGCCGAGGGUGAUACACAAGAGGGGCACCAUGGGGAAGCCUGACCAGAAGGACCUCAAUGAGAACAUGGCUGCGACACAGGGGCUCUCCCACAUGAUCACCGACUGCAAGAAGCUCUUCCAGGUCUCCCAUGACAUCUUGCUCCAGCUGAGCAGCUCCUACAUGGCAGCAGACGCUUACCCUCAUCCUCUGGCUGACUUUGUGUGCCAGGCAGAAAGCAAGGAUUUGCAUUCCUACUUUGAGCAGAGUGUCCAGAACCUGCUCAAAGAGUCGUCAGAGAAGUUCAAGGGGUGGCUGAGCACCCCGGGGCCCCUGAACACAGAGCUCUCCUGCAAAAAGGUUGGGGAUGGUCACCCUCUGCGUUUGUGGAAGGUCUCCACGGAGGUGGAGGCCCCCCCAGCCAUGGUGCUGCACCGGGUGCUUCGGGAGCGUCACCUCUGGGACGAGGACCUGCUGCAGAGUCAAGUGGUGGAGGCUCUGGACAAGGACAUGGAGGUUUAUCACUACGUGACAGACAGCAUGGCACCCCACCCCCGCCGGGACUGCGUGGUGCUCCGGCGCUGGUGCACGGACCUGCCCCGGGGAGCCUGCCUGCUCAUCUCCAUCUCUGUGGAGCACGACAAGCUGCUGGUGGAGGGGGGAGGUGUCAAAGCCAUCAUCCUGAUGUCCCAGUACCUCAUCGAGCCCAGUGCCAUGGGACGCUCCAAAGUGACCCACAUCUGCAGAGCUGACCUCAGGGGCCGCUCUCCCGAGUGGUACAACAAGGUUUUUGGGCACCUCUGUGCCAUGGAGCUGGCCAGGAUCCGAGACUCCUUCCCAGCCCUGAGUCCCAGCGGCCCCGAGACGAAGAUCUGAGGUGGUGGGGAGAUGAUGGAUGCUCGGUCCUGUCAGACGUGGACUUGCUGUGGACACGGGCUGGGGCUGUCAGAGGGCAGCAGGGUGGAGGGGGCAGAGGCUGGUGUGCAGACACAGCUGUAUCAAUGUCCUUUAACCCUGGUCUGGGCACUCUGUCCCACUGCUCCAGCCACCCCUCGUGCAGCAGGUUGGCCACAGAGGUGAAUCAUGGAGCCCCUGGUCCCCACAGGAGGGGUCAGAGAGCAGAGGGAAAGCAGGGGGCUGGGGGGAGCCCCUCGGGAGGGCAGGUGGUGCAAGCAGGGGUGAAGGUGUGUGGAGGUGCAGGAGCAGCCAAGGGGAGGAUGGAGGGGUAGCUGCAGGGUGCAGCGUGGGGAUGUGAGGGGAGGGAUGGGUGUAGGAUGUCACCCAGUGGGGACAGCCAGGGAGGCAUCCUGACCUGGUGAGGUGGUGGUGGAAGAGGCUGCUGUUCAGGGAGGAGGGGGCUACACACCCCGAGUGCCAGCCCUCUCAGGUGGCAGAAGGAGCCCGGUGCACCUUUGGUGCUGAAUUUCACAGAAGACAAAGCCCCGUGGUCCUGGGUCUCUCUCCCCUCUCUAGUGCACCAGGAGUCAGUGGGGGCUGGAUGGGCAAUGGUCCACACCAAACCUGUCCCUCAAAACCAUCCCAGCCAUCAUUUGGAGGGCACAGACGUGUCUGUGUGCUUGGCUAUGAGCUGAGAAGGAGCAAUGUGUCCCCAGAGUGGUUACAAGGAGGUGGGGUGGCAGGGAGGAGGGGGUGUCCUGGGGUCACUGCUCUUUGGUGGCAGAACCCUUGACCUCCUGGGUACAGAGCUGUUCCCUGAUAAGGUAUCCAUUCCCUUCCAUCCCUCCCUUUCCUCCCUGGAGAACCCAUCCACCCUGACUGCCAGUGCCCAGGAACUGACCUGGUUUCUCCGUUCAGGCAGGGACCCAACUCACCAGACCUCGUUCCAACUGGAA